CCGCCCCGCUCCCCGCCCGGCUCCCCGGGACGCCCCGGCCCCGCGCCCUCCUGGCGGCCGCGCGAUGCUGUGCUUCCUGAGGGGAAUGGCCUUCGUGCCCUUCCUCCUGGUGACCUGGUCGUCCGCCGCCUUCAUCAUCUCCUACGUGGUCGCGGUGCUGUCGGGGCACGUGAACCCCUUCCUCCCGUACAUCAGGGUCGGGAAGCCGAGUUCACACCCACAGCCGUCCCAGGCUGUGUCACCCCAGGUCUCUGGGCGCCCGGCCGAGAUCCCUCGGGGGACCGCGCCCCCCAGUGAUACGGGAACAACACCUCCAGAGAGUGGGAUUUUUGGAUUUAUGAUAAACUUCUCUGCAUUUCUUGGUGCAGCCACGAUGUACACGAGAUAUAAAAUAGUGGAGAAGCAAAAUCAAACCAGCUAUUUCAGCACUCCUGUUUUUAACUUGGUGUCGCUAGUGCUCGGCUUGGUGGGCUGUAUCGGAAUGGGCAUCGUGGCCAAUUUCCAGGAGCUGGCUGUCCCGGUGGUGCAUGACGGCGGCGCCCUCCUGGCCUUCGUCUGCGGUGUGGGCUACACACUCCUGCAGUCCAUCAUCUCUUACAAAUCGUGUCCCCAGUGGAACAGCAUGUCCACAUGCCAUGUGCGGAUGGCCAUCUCCGCUGUGUCCUGUGCGGCCGUCGUCCCCAUGAUCGCCUGUGCUUCACUAAUUUCUAUAACCAAGCUGGAGUGGAAUCCGAAAGAAAAGGAUUAUGUGUAUCAUGUGGUGAGUGCGAUCUGUGAGUGGACAGUGGCCUUUGGUUUUAUAUUCUACUUCCUAACAUUCAUCCACGAUUUCCAGGUAGGUGUUUACCGAUUCAACGGUCAUGAACCGCUGACAAUUAGGGUUAGGAGAACUCCAGAGAACAUUUCUGUCACUUAAGAAAAGGUGUCACCCUCAGGAUAUCCACAGAGAUCAAUGACGACAUUUGAAGAAAGAAGAAUCCUAUGUCAGUCAGUGAGCGUUGCAGACAAUUUCUGGAAGUGGUAGGGAGGACAGACAGGGUGUUAAUGUUGCCCUGAGUGAAAUGUACCUGAGGUACAUCCAGGACUUGAAUUUCUUUAAGGAUUCCCAAUAGUUGUACUAUUUCCAAAGGUAUGUUUUCCUUGAGAAUGCAUUUAUGACAUUGUAGCAAUGUUUUUAUAAUUUUCUAAGUAGACACUUUUUUUUUACCUUUAACAAGUUCAUUACAGAAGAGAUAAGGUGUUACAGAAAACGGAGAGCUCUUAUUUUUGCACAGAUUCUGUCUUGUGUUUUCUUUGUGUGUGAGUGAUUCACGGGAAUACACUGAGGGGUUCACUAACAAGUUAAAUCAGGGCCUAUUUGUUUUUUACGUUUUAUUUUUAGAAAAUGGACCAUCUGAUUUUAUACCAUGAGAACAUUUAUGAAGCUUGAUUUUUAAUGAUCAUAAAGAUUUAGUUCACAAAUCAACACUAACAAGGAUACUCUGAUUUUUAAGCGGACUCAGCACGGUGCUUCUACCGAAAUGCCUUUCAGUCUCCGGUUCUCUGUACACACCGGCUCUAAACGAACCAGAAGACUCAGGUUCUAGACUCCGGCCCGCGGGCCUCCCUGCUAAGGAGCCGCAACUGUUGCCCCGGCUACCAGGGGCCACUCCGCAGUGGGCCAGGUCCCGGGGGAGGGGGGGCGGGUGGCUUCGGCUGGCCAGAAUCCAGAAGCCUGUAACAGCAAUGAGGCGAGGGGACCCCCCUGACAAGGGAAACCCCACUGGGGGCUGCGUGUCGUCGUGGCCAAGGAGGGAAGUAUCCCAGGGACCCCCUGUGGAAGGCGGGGUGUGGGCCGAGGCCUCGGGCUGCCCCAACCUCCUCGAAAGCCACUCUGCGGGAAGCGUUAGAAAGGCCAUGCGGGACGCCACCACCUGCCGUCGCCGGCAUUCGGUGAUCGCCGGGUCUGAGUCCGGGAGCACGCUCAGUCUUGAACCGCGUUCACGCCACUGAAGCUGCGGACAGGAGCGUCGGCCGAGGCGGGGAGGAGGCGGCGCGCACGGCCGUUCGCGGCUCCUCCGCCGGCCGCCGGUGCUUCCCGCCCACGGUGCAAGGGACACAGGGAGGAGGCCUUUCAGAGCACCGAGGGGCCUGCAGUGUGCAGGCGGGAGAGGAGGCCUUCCUUCGAAGACCCCGCAGAGCCCGGAUCCGCCCCCGGCCCCUGAGGACCUGCGCCAGGGGCCGGGGAAGCGGACGCCGCCGGCGGAUCGCGCUGUCGGGACGAAGCAGUCGCAGCCCGCGCGGCCCGACCCACCGCGGGCCCCGCGGCCUCCGCGGCGGGAAGCCCGUAGCACGCUCAGCCUGCGGCCCCAGCCACACUGGCGAUGACAGCGAACCAAUAGCCUCCUUACGGCGAAGAUGCGGGAUGGCACGUUCCCGCCAUGCAACCACGGGAGGGGGACUGCACGCGCCGUCUCCUGUCACACGGACCCUCCGUACCCGCACUUCACGGCAGGCCCCAUCGUACUUCUUUCCCGCACCGCUGCGGCAGGGCCCGGGGGCUCCUUGAGGGUGCAGUAUGGGUCGUAAUUGUCACCUUCGUACCCCGGCGUUCACCGGGGUGCCUCCGGGUGCACAUGGGUGCUGAAUGCAUGGACGCCUGCGUGAGCGGAGGAAGGAGGGGCGAGGGGCGCUGCAGGACUGCGGCCGGAGGUUCACACUGGCUCCGCGGGUGGCGACGAUGUGUAGUGUGUGUGACCUCAUCGCUCUCACUGUUGUGCUUUGUGCACCGUGGACAUUGCACGCUCGGGCUCCCCCGCUCGGCGACAGGUCUCUCCAGCCUGGAAUCCUUCGACGGGCUCCGCACGGCGGUGCCCCUGGCUUGACAGGCUGAGGACGCCCCAGUCCCUCGGUCGCGCCACUCUGCUGACUCCGUGAACCUCCAAAGCUGCUCCGAUCCGCGCGUCCGUGUCAUUGCUCGGUUCCAUGCAUUUGCUUCUCCUUGGGCCUCACGGGGAAAGAGUAAAAUAAAAUGGAAUAUUUCUGUGUUUUAGCAA
Messenger RNA from Canis lupus familiaris (dog), 3035 nucleotides. It is a transcript of the gene DRAM1, whose product is annotated as DNA damage regulated autophagy modulator 1. Gene Ontology annotation, biological process: regulation of autophagy. The transcript is spliced from 8 exons. Gene Ontology annotation, cellular component: lysosome. The coding region runs from base 65 to 916 and encodes 283 amino acids. The record is from RefSeq and is a predicted model, not a curated record. NCBI's taxonomy places the organism in Eukaryota, Metazoa, Chordata, Mammalia, Carnivora, Canidae.